Molecule: messenger RNA, 1596 nt
Organism: Pistacia vera
Lineage: Eukaryota; Viridiplantae; Streptophyta; Magnoliopsida; Sapindales; Anacardiaceae
Product: glycine-rich protein A3-like
Exons: 2
Coding region: 628-1287 (219 amino acids)
Source: RefSeq, a predicted model, not a curated record
ACCCCUUUUAACAUAUAUGUGGUUUGUUAUUGCCUUUUUUGGAGUAGAAAAUUCCACUAGCUAAUUUGAAUUUUAAAUUUCUAAAGUUUCCAGGUUUUUUGGUUUUUGUUUUUUUGGUUUUUGUUUUUCAUGUUAGGACUUGCAGAGAACACUAUUAUGUGCAUAAUUAUUGUGUUGCAGCUAGACUAUCUAUGUUGUUGAAAUUAACUUAUGAUUUAAGAAGAUGCCCUUUCCUUGUUCCUUCAUUAUUGUCAUAUUCUUUUUGUAAUUGUUUUAGGAUGUACCUCACUCUUGUUUAUGUUUGUUUAGUGUCAUGAAUGAGGUGUCCAUUAGACAAUAUGUAAGAUGGGCAUUCUUGCGCUUUCCAGAAAAAUGAUGGUCUAAUCUUGGGGGAAGUCUUACCUGCCAUGCUUAUUUGAGAAUGAGAGAUGGGGAAGUAUAAUUGUGAUGACAUAGGCUAUGAUAAACCCGAUGGAUGGUUAAAGCAUUUGAGGAGCUGGGGAAACAUCCAUUACUCGUUUCAAUUUGAUAAUAUUUUCUUUGAGAUGUUUGUUGGAUGAAUUCCUAUUUUCCAUUUGUGCUAAUUAUGCAAGGUUUGUAAUUUUUGUAGCAUUAACUCGAAAAAAAAUGGGAGGUGGAAAGGACAAGAAUGAGAGUGAGACCACUGACAAAGGGCUGUUUUCACAUCUUUCUGGGUAUGCUGUUGGACACUACCCUCCACAUGGAUCAUAUCCGCCGCAGCAAUAUCCAGCACAAGGAUAUCCUCCUCAGGGAUAUCCCCCACAUGGAUAUCCUGCGCAAGGGUACCCACCGGCUGGUUAUCCUCCUCCUGGUGGAUACCCGCCGGCUGGUUAUCCUCCUCCCAGUGGAUACCCGCCGGCUGGUUAUCCUCCUCCCAGUGGAUACCCACCAGCUGGUUAUCCUCCUCCGGCCGGAUACCCACCAGCUGGUUAUCCUCCCCCAGGUGGAUAUCCUCCAGCCGGGUACCCUCCAGCUGGUUAUCCCGGGCCAUCAGCUCCUUAUUAUCCUGGUCCAUCAGCUCCACAUUAUCCUGGACAUGGAUCUGGUAUGGGAGCAUUGCUAGCUGGUGGCGCUGCUGCAGCAGCUGCCGCUUAUGGGGCUCACCAUUUGACCCAUGGUGCUCAUCAUUUUGGGCACAGGCCCUUCUUUGGCCAUGGUUAUGGCAAAUUCAAGCAUGGCAAGUUUAAGCAUGGGAAGUUUGGAAAGCGGUGGAAGCAUGGCAUGUUUGGGAAGCACAAAGGCUUUGGGUUCAAGAGAUGGAAGUAAUUAUUCCAGCAUGUUAAACUUUUCUAUCUGAUUUUACUAGUAUUGGCUUUGUUACAUAUCUGUCCUAACUAAUUUAGAUUGGAUUCAAGGUGUCUACUCAUUCAUAAACACAUAUUGCUUUUUAAUAUGAUUUCCAUAUGUUAAAUAUGAAUUGAUUGGAUCUCUUGUGUAAAAGGGUGGUGUUUUUUACCUCUUUGUUAAUGAACUUGGUAUUGUUGCAGGAGGAAAGUAGUCCCCUGUAUAGAACUCCAUUAACUUGUAAGAAAGUGAGACAUUUUUUUUUAGUAUAUGAAAGCAAGUUUGACUGUA